Messenger RNA from Chelonus insularis, 4791 nucleotides. RefSeq names its product tip elongation aberrant protein 1-like. The transcript is spliced from 5 exons. The record is from RefSeq and is a predicted model, not a curated record. Bases 410 to 2509 code for a protein of 699 amino acids. NCBI's taxonomy places the organism in Eukaryota, Metazoa, Arthropoda, Insecta, Hymenoptera, Braconidae. Gene Ontology annotation, molecular function: protein binding. Gene Ontology annotation, cellular component: Golgi apparatus.
UGAGCAGGUGGUGGAAAAGGGGAAUAUGAAGAAGGGUGUUUUAGACAGCGCCUGCGUCAAGUCCUCGAUGAUGACGAGCUGCUCUAGGUGCUCGACCCAGACGCAGUUGAAGAUUUAAUUCUAUCAAGUAAACAGUGUGCGGUUAAUGGAAAUUGACUGGUCAUCAUGAGAGGUAUAGAAAUAGUGAUAAUGAUGAAAUAACUUAUACAAUACCACAACUAAACAAAUUCGAAGGGUCAAAUAAUGCUCACAAUGCAAAGACAAAUAUUUACUGGACAUAAUUGGAUGAUCAAAUAUACUUCUGUGAUUUAUGUGAUGUGAUAGAUUGAGAUAAAAAGAUAACAAAAAUAAGUGUUGAUUCAAUUAUUGUCACAACGAAUGAUCAAAUAAAAAGAGGACUUUGGAUAAAAUGUGGAGCUCAGUGACUGCAGCCGGAACAGAAAAUGGCCCGGCACCUCCAUCAAGAAGUAAACACAGUGCGACUCUUCUAGGAGGUCAUGUUUACCUUUUGGGUGGACGCAAUGGUAAUCUUCCAUUGAAGGAUCUUUGGAGAUAUAGUCUGGCGGAAAGCCGGUGGGAGGAAUUACAUCCUAGUGGAGAAAGACCACCAGCGCUUCAAGAACACAGUGCUGUUGCUUACAAAGAUUGUCUGUAUGUUUUUGGAGGUGAACUCGGCUUUUCUGCAGGCAUUGAAACACCUCUAUGGAUUUAUACUGUCAAGACAAAUUCUUGGAGAAAAAUAAGAGCCCAAAGAGGUUGUGCUGUCCCAAGAGGGCGAAGAGGUCAUACGGCUUUGGUACAUCGAGGUCAGAUGUUAAUCUAUGGUGGAUAUCAAGAUUUACGAGGUAGUUCUCCAGAAUUGUGGGCGUUUCAUUUUGAAACAGAAUCUUGGCACUUAUUAUCAUCGGGUGAAGGUGGUGGUCCAGCACCACGUCACAAACACUCUGCAGUGUUGCAUUGCGACGCUAUGUAUAUUUACGGUGGUAUGACAGACUUACAAGAAAGAAAUGACUGUUGGAAGUGGGAUGUUAAAUCUAGUACAUGGAAUAUAUUGAAAAAUAAACCUGGACCUGGUCCACUUCAUGGUCAUGCUGCAUGUAGAUUACCAAGUUGUAUGCUUAUUUUUGGUGGUGAAAGUAAUGGUUUAGCGACAAAUGAUCUUUGGAGAUUUCAUUUUGGAACUGAAACAUGGGAAAGAUUGACAAUACCAGGUCCAAAACCACAACCACGAGCAGAAAGUGUUGCUUUAGCAGUUUCUGAACUUGUUAUAAGAGGUAGUGGGAUACAGGAUAAUCAAAAAUCAAGACUUCGUGGUCAUAAGCCAAGAUUUUCUCUCUCUAACAGUGGAGGAAAUCGUAUAUCUCCGAGUGAAGCUCCAACGAGACCAAGUUUUCUUCGAGAAAUUUCAAAACUCUCACAAAUAAAUCUUUCAAGACUUAGUCAUCCAAAUAAAUGUAGUUAUUCAGUCCUCAGUGGCCAAGAAGACAAUGAAGAAGUUCCUCAAGAGGCCAACUCGUAUUAUCCUUUCCAGCCAGUAGACACAGAACUUGUAGAACCAACGAGUGGAAUGGUAAAAUCUCGAAGUGCUAAUGCUUUAGCUAGAAGAAGACAAAGGACUCUUGUGAGUGAAGCUAACAGAUGUAGCUUUGAAAACUCUUCUUAUGAACCAAAAAGUUCGCGAAUACCAAGAGAACCCAUUUCUGUGCCAAAUUUUCGUGCUUUAACACUACCAACACCUGUACUUACACCCGUAGAAGUUGCUAGACUUGUAUUUGUUGAUCCUGAUGAAGAUAGUGACGAUGAACAAAGAGGAUUAGCAACAACAAGGCUUAUAGAUGUUGCUGAAGAAAAGGGGGACUUUGAAACUCUCCAUCAAGCUUGUCAACCACCUCGUGGGGAAAGUUAUAGUUCUCAUUUGUAUGAAGCCGUACAAAGCCCGAAAACACCUAGUACAACAAAAAUUCCAACUUCUGCAUCUGUUAGGUUUGCUGAUCUUGAAGAGGGUGAAGAGUCAACAUCAGAUUACGCGAGUAUAGAGGCACGUAGUCCUGGAGAUCCACUUGCCGACGAUGACUGGCCUGAAAAGAAAAAAUCAAAACAGCGUGCGCCAACGAUACGUGAAGGUCAAUUUGGUUUUUGUAAUCCUAAUUAUCUUGGUUUAGAAACUAAUGAUGAUGCUAAGUAUGCUAAGAUGCUUAAUAGUCCACCAGAUAGUGUCCUUGAGGAUGCACCAGGUCGAUCAGCUUCUCAAACUUUUGCAGAACUACUCGAACUUCAGGAAAUUAAACCUCGAGCACCGCCCAAAAGUCUUGCUCUUGGGUCUCCAUCUAGAAGAGCUGUCAGUGCAUCGAGAGCAGAAAGACAAAGAGCUAAACUUGCCGCCCAUGAAGCUGUCACUCCAGCACCUCUCUAUGUUUUCCUCAUUGGGGGAAAAGAAAAAGGUCAAGUUACUGUUUUUGCACGACCAGUAUCUCUUUGGAAACUCCAAUUAGCUCCUCAUAUUUUUUAAUUAUUUUUAAUUGAAUGUCUUGAGAAAUGAGUAGAAUUUUUUACGCCAAAUAUUUUAGUCUGUUUUGUAAUUAAUCAAUAGAACCGAAAAUUCUGUGCCAGAUAGAAAAGUAUUGGUAUUCGAUAAUUUGUUGUAAAACAUGUAACAAAAGUACCUACUUAAGACCGUCAAUAAUACUUAAAUAUAAAAGAACUAAUCAAAGCAUGAAUAUUACAUCGGGGCAAUAAAUGUAUUUAGAUAAUUUCAAUGAGUAUUACAUGAACUCUGAUAUAUAAUUUUUAUUAACUGAGAUUGAGAACGAUAUAUCUGUAUCUGUAAUGUCUGUGUUAUAUUUGAUGUAUGUCACAUGAAAAUAUUGACCGCGAAUAUUAUUUAUAAGAAAUAAUGUUUCUAGAAAAAGUUAUUGCUACAUGAUAUAUUUAGUUUUCUUAAAACUAAUUUAUGUUUUUUUUAACUAAUUUUCUAACUAAAUGAUAGGGUAAUCUAGUCAAUUGAUGAGAAAUGACAAAAAAUUUUUAAAUAAGUAUUAUGAGUAUGAAAAAAUAUAACAGUCGAAAAGAAUUAGUGUAUAAAAAUGAUAAAAUCAAUGCCACAUCUUGUAUUUAUUUUCGCUGCCAAGUUGUAGGUCUAUAUAUAAAAUACAUGCUGUAAACAUGGGAUGAAAAUAAUCGACAAAAAAAUUGCAUGACUAGGAAAGUUACUAUACUUGUAAUUUUCAAAUAAAAAGAACAAUAUUUUCGGAUACAAUGCAGUAUUUCUACUACAAAUAAUUUAUAUUGAAAAAAUACAAUAUAUUAAUUAAACAAAAUUGUGGCUGAAUGAUAAAAUUGUAUACUCUUGUAUCAAUACAGAAAAAAUGUAUUCACUGCGCAAAUGCUAAUUGUAAUUAGCGUAUAGUAUUAUUAAAAAUUGAUGCAUUUGUUUACACGUACACAUUGGGAUUAAUAAUAAUAGCUAGUACUUUUUACAUUACAGUUAAAUAUUUUAAUGAGAUAAUAAUAAUGAAUCUAGUAUUAUACAAAAUAGUAAUUAUUUAUGAUUUUGAAUCAAGUUCACAUUGAACUUUAUAGUUGAUGAUAAUAAUACGAUUGUAAUAUCAAUAGUAUAAAUAAUACUGAUAACAAUAUUAAAAUCAAGUAUUUUUCACAACUGGCUAAAGUAUAUAAAUGUGAUCUAAUGCCAAAAUGAUUAUGAACAUGAAGGGUAUCAAAGAACGCUCUUUUUAAUUCUUCACAAAGUUUUUAUGAUUUAGUUGUAAUUGUACAGGGUAGAAACGGAACUAUAAUUAUGUAUUAACGGUGCCAUACGUCCAAAAAUAAUAUGAAGAUUCAGCGUUCGCUCAAUUGAUCUUUUAAUAAAUCAAUUUUGCUUACGCGUUAAAAUUUUGAAUACGUCCAAAUUAUUGUCUUACAUGUGGACCGUAAUUUAUUGAUAAUUUAAAUGCUAGAUUAUGUGCAAAAUUAUUUUUAAAGACGAAACUUUAUCGAAGGAAAAAGUUUUUCUUAAAAUCUUUACGAAAGAAUAAGUUUAAAAAUUAUUUCCAUGCUAUAUUUAGUACUUUUUUUACAUAUCUUGCUUUUAUGCUACUUAAUUGAUUAUAUUAUCCGGCCAAUUUUUAGUGUAAUUAAUAACUUAUAAAUGAAUACUUAGUUUUAUAUAAGUUAUAUAAUUGUGUAGUAUUUAAAAACCAAAGUGGCUCAAAUGUGCAAAGAUAUCCAACAGAUGAAUCAAUCUUUAUUUUUAAUUAUUUAAUCUUAAUAAUGGUCAUUAGAAAUAUUAAUGUUGGAUUUUCUAAUGCAUAUAUCCAUCCAUAUGUGUAUUUGAUAUAAUAUGGAGUAAUGAUUAAUUUACUUUCAUGUUGGACACUGAGCAACCUCAAAUAAUUGCAAAAAUUAUAGCUGUUUAUUUUUUAUCAUUAGUUAACAUCAUAGUAUUAAAAAAAUAUUUAAUUAAUGUUUGUUAAUCAUUGGGGAUUUAGUGCAAUAUGACAUCAAGUUUUAAAUAAUCUUGAUGGAAUCAUUACUAAACCUACAUACAUAUCAUAAAAAAAUUCAAAUUUAUUAAGUUUUGUUGAAAUACUAUCUUUUAGUUGAACAUAAAUUGUUUGUUUAUGUUACGAAUUAAUUAUAAAAAAUCUAUAAUUAACUCGGCGUCCAACAAAAGCCACCUAAAUGAGCGAUUAAGAAAAUCAAUGUUUUCCAUUUCAAGUUUUUCAUCAAAGUAAUAACAACUUUUCUGUACAAAUGAUGUGAAAUAAAUGGUCAUAGGGAAAAGAAAAAUAA